This is a messenger RNA of Vicugna pacos (alpaca), 1017 nucleotides long. RefSeq names its product nudix hydrolase 1 (gene NUDT1). The record is from RefSeq and is a predicted model, not a curated record. NCBI's taxonomy places the organism in Eukaryota, Metazoa, Chordata, Mammalia, Artiodactyla, Camelidae. Gene Ontology annotation, molecular function: 8-oxo-7,8-dihydroguanosine triphosphate pyrophosphatase activity. Gene Ontology annotation, cellular component: cytoplasm. Gene Ontology annotation, biological process: DNA protection.
UCCGAGGCCACGCCCCCGGAAGCGGCUCGCGGAUUCGGAAAGCGCGCGCGGAACCCGGGACCAGAACCCAAGGGCACCAUGGGCGCCUCCAGGCUCUACACCUUGGUCCUGGUGCUGCAGCCUCAGCGAAUUCUCCUGGGCAUGAAGAAACGAGGCUUUGGGGCCGGCCGGUGGAACGGCUUUGGGGGCAAGGUUCAAGAAGGAGAGACCAUCGAGGAUGGAGCCAAGAGGGAGCUGCAGGAAGAGAGUGGUCUGACCGUGGACGCGCUGCACAAGGUGGGCCGGAUCGUGUUUGAGUUCGUGGGUGACCCUGAGCUGAUGGACAUGCACAUCUUCUGCACGGACAGCAUCCAGGGGACACCCGUGGAAAGCGACGAAAUGCGCCCCCAGUGGUUCCACCUGGACCAGAUCCCCUUCGGUGACAUGUGGCCUGAUGACAGCUACUGGUUUCCCCUCCUGCUUCAAAAGAAGAAAUUCCAGGGCUACUUCAAGUUCCAGGGUCACGACACCAUCCUGGACUAUACGCUCCACGAGGUGGACAGAGUCUAGGGCCGAGCCUGGCUCCUUGCAGAGCCAGGGCUUCCAGUCAGGCUGGAGCAUGACCGAUGGAAGGAAAUGGACGUCUGACCUUUUUAGCGUCCUUCCCCGGGCCCCCCAUGGGCAGCCAGGUCCCAUCACCGGGAGCUGGCACACCUGCCCAGCUGUGACCUGAGACACCAGACACAGAGAGGGAGGAGACCCAGGCCCGAAGGGUGAGGGGACAGCUUCUCUGCCCACCCCAGGGUGGACAGCUGGUGUGGGAGGCCCGACGUUGGUGUGGGCGGGCCACGGGAUCACGGGGGUGGCCUAGAGAGUGUGCCCCCUCCCACCAACCCCCACAGGGGACACGGGGGCCCAGCUGGGGUCCAGGGCUAAAACCCCAUCUGUUACCCUCCCUCCCAGAGGAUGGACGGUCACCAACCUCUCACACAAAGAAGCCACGACUUGACCCAACUUUUAUAAAUAUGUUUAAUAAUA